Geodia barretti is the source of this 1183-nucleotide messenger RNA. Lineage: Eukaryota; Metazoa; Porifera; Demospongiae; Tetractinellida; Geodiidae. The record is from the annotation of a GenBank genome assembly.
GAUUGGUUCUCAGCACAUCUUGCAGACCCCGAGCGCCGGACGUGUUGAUGGCAAGAGCCUGAGCUGCUCUAGCUACUUCUGCCUUGGGGUUUAGGCUCUUCACUGCCGACAUCUGUCCCUGCUUUUCUCGAGCCUUCUCUCGAAUUUGUACUGCCACACGUGCACUGUACUCUCACGCAUGCGCACAGUUUUUACCGCAAACUCGACAAAAGAGAACAUGGAGAUCUUAUAUUCCCUGGCCAUUUCUCUGACAUCCCUCCUCUUACUAGUAAAGUCUUCCACGGCGCACGACCUGAUAUUCGCCGUAAACUGCGGAGGAGGCAAGCACACGGACCGCUACGGAAUAAAGUACAGUAGCGACGGCAACCCGACGGGCAUCGCAUCCAGCUUCGGCCAGAGCCUCAUAAUCAGCCGCGUCCACCCAGACGACAUGCCGCUUUACCAGACGGAGCGCUACCACACCUCCACCUUCGGCUACUCGACACGAGUCCGCGGAGACGGGGAAUACCUGGUUAUCCUCAAGUUCGCCGAGGUCUAUUUCACGGGACCCGGCCAGAAGGUAUUUGAUGUGGUGUUGAAUGGAGUGCCUGUCAUACAAGACCUGGACAUCUUUGCCCGAGUGGGGAAGGCCGUGGCUCACGAUGAGGUGGUUCCAUUCACUGUGGAGGGACAGCAGCUCUCUGUGAGAGAUGCCACCAUUGACUUUGACGGAACUCUCUCCAUCCAGUUUGCAAAGGGACCAGCAGACAAUCCAAAAGUGAACGCAAUAGUUGUUCUAAAGGGUCCAUUUCAGCAGUCAGAUAUCCCAGCUCUGCCUCCUCCUAAGCUGGAGCAGGAAGACCCAGGUCCUCUGGACCAAGACCAAGACCAGGACACAGACGAAUGGAACAAACCCUCCACUCCCAACAAGUUUAAGAAACUCUCGGGUCCGCGAACUCUGAAUCCCUACAGUUCGGACGAGAGUUGGUUUAUGCCCAUCACUGUUGCCAUUGCCGUGUUCCUUCCCAUCCUCUUCUGCAUGUGUCGCAUCAGAUGAACCCGAUUUCAAUCAUUAGGUCAUUUUCUGGGAGUCCUUUCAUUGUCCCCACCAAUAGCAUUAUCCCAGGCUUUCUUGGACGCAUACAUGAGUCACACAAUGUAAUACUGCUACCGUAUUAUGUUGUUUUGCACAACCAUAAAUUAU